Messenger RNA from Postia placenta MAD-698-R-SB12, 1848 nucleotides. RefSeq lists its product as hypothetical. The transcript has 8 exons. The coding region runs from base 1 to 1848 and encodes 615 amino acids. The record is from RefSeq and is a predicted model, not a curated record. NCBI's taxonomy places the organism in Eukaryota, Fungi, Basidiomycota, Agaricomycetes, Polyporales, Adustoporiaceae.
AUGCCACCACACCACCGCGGAUGGGUGUAUCCGCCAACGAGACGCGAGCUUACCUUAUUGCUUUUCGCGCUGACUGUCUUCGUGAUCUCUUAUAACCUCGAAUCGUCGCUUCGGCUAGCGGGCGUGUCUCGGGCAAAGAUGAGCUCGAGCUACUUGUCAAGUAUUGGUCUUGGUACGCAGGAUCCCGGCCUGGACCCAGACGGACGACGGCCACAAGAAUGGCGUGAUGAACUAGAGAACCUCAUUGUCGGCGAAUGGUCGUGGGAGGAGGGUAAGGUUGCGGCUGUCGAGCACGGGCAUAGCGGCGCUGCGGUCAGCGGUGCAGCAAUAUACAAUGUCGAAUCUGGCAGUACGGUGGGGAGGGAUGCAGGGAAGGAUGAUCGGGGCGUUGGUGUGACGAAGGGUGUCUCGCCUAGUGACCAGUUCCUGCGGUGGGAGGAUCAGGUACCGCGCGCGAGUGCGCUUGUGCAUGUUCCAGGCGCGUUCGCAGUCGUGUUUCUUGAAAGUUACACUAUCUUGGAGAACCUGAUCAUGGUGAAUGGAACAUUCUUCCUUGUUACGAACGACCGAUUAUCAUUGCCUGACCUUGGUGUAAUUGCCUCCUCUCCGGCUGACCGCCUGCAACCCCCUCGUGAGGAAGAUUGGCAAAUCUUAAGUACUGAGGAGGCUAAAUCGAAGAUCGGCCCAUACGGUGGACGGAUAUUCGGUACAAGCUGGCUUGCUUUGGACCCUUCCCUUGCACAAGACCCAUACACACUCUUCUCACUUUUCCGUACACAUAGCGCGCUUGCUGUCUCCUCUACGUCCUCACAGAAGGCUAGUGAUAACAAUGCGGCGCACAGUGUACCUGCUCCCUUACGCUUGAUGUUCCCCUAUGUUCCGACGUUCUCCAGUCCGCACAUCCCGCCUGACGGCGACGACAUCAAGAAGCACCCCCCUCCGCGUGAAAAGUCAUACAAUGGCCUGCACCCUCUGAUGACAAAGGCGGCCCUGCCCGCUACCGGCAUAUGGUACCUCGAGGAUUGGCAGGAUAUCAUAGACAUGAACGCGCCAUGGGUUUUCGACCGCGUUGUUGUGGCGGACCGCGGUGCUGCGGCGCGCGGGCGCGACUUCUGGACACGCCACUGGGCUCCUGCAGACUCCGCGAUCAUUGAUAUCGUCGACCUCAAGCGGCGACAAGCCGAGGUAGAGGACAACAAUCCCAUGUGGGCCGCACCAUUCGUCGGCCUGCCCGCGCCGCCAAGCUGGUGGGCGCCCAUGCGGAGUGCGCUACUCAGUUACCUCCGGCUGCCGGACCCACACGGGUCUCAGCCUCGGAAGAAGGCGAAAGCGACGAAGACCGCUCUCACGUACGUGUCGAUGCAGGAGGAGCCUUUCGGUGCGGGCGCGCGGUUGCUGGACUCAGACCACGAUGCGCUUGUCGCGGGCUUGCAUGCACUGCAGCGGGAGGGCGUGCUCGGCGAGGUGAGCAUCGUGAAGGGGAACGGAAGUGUGGGCGUGCAUGGAUGGGAGUGGGCAGAUCGUAUGAGCGCGAUCGCGAAGUCAAGCAUUGUGCUGGGCCCGUAUGGGUUUCAGCUAGCGGACAGCAUGUUUAUGGCGCCACCCGCGUGGUCUCCGCCUGACGGCAUUAUCCCAUCACCCACCGCGGACAGCGACCAGACCCCCGCACCGCUCCUCAUGGAGUUCUUCCCGCCGGCAUGGUGGAACGACAGAAAAUUUGCGGGCAACUCGCUGCCGCCCGUUAUCCAGCCAGAAGACGUGCAUGCACUGGACCAGCGGCUCUCGAUCAACGCUGAUGCCGUCGUACAGGCUAUCCGCGAAGAGGUUGCGCGCCGGAGGGUUCCCUGA